GAGAAAUUGUUUUUACAUGGGGUCAGCUUCAAACGCAAACGGCAAACCAUUUAAAAACAAAUAAUGAAGACCAAUGGAAAACUUAAGAAAUGUCCGUUCUAUAACAUACUAAACUGAGAGGAGAAGCAGCAGACAGGGGGUGUCGCAUGUAGGGAAAUGGAAUGUCUAAAAACAUAUAUUCUCCCUUUAAGCCUGUAUCAUAAACUUUUUUUUCCUAUUACUUGUCCAAAAUGGCCGCAACACCGUUUGAGUUUGGGGCAGGUUUUGAGCAUCUCUGAAAGUCACUUCCCUCACCUGUGCGCCAAUACGGAACCAGCCCGUGAGUCGGCUGCACAGGCGCGGCGGGGCGAAUAAGUUGUGACAAGCUGAAGUCGGACGCCUAUUACUCGCAAACAGCAGAACGCCCAAAAUCCCGCCUGUCUGUCUCGCUAACCUAAACUGCCAGGCGGAGCCUACACCCUUCUGUCUGACAAUGUCAGUUCCCUGGGUGUGAGCUGCCCCACCCGGCCUCCCUGCUUACUUGUGAUUGGACAAUGUGCACGGAGUGGGCGGGCUCAGUUUCCUGGGUGUAGGAGGCACACAUGUUGCCGGUGGUGCCCGAUCCCUAUGUUGGCAGCCCGUCUGUCACUCGGCAAGAUGCAGGAUGGUGGCAGCCUCUGGUAACGUAGUAUCGCAGCCCACGGGUUCUGCUCUGCUCCAGCCCAUCAGCCAGCGUCUCCAUACUCCUCUGGAACAGGUCAACUUUGUAGCUUGCCAACUGGUUGCCCUUUUGAUUGCAUUUUGGUUUCGCAUUUAUCUGAAUCCUAGUACUGCACAUCCUGCUGUCCGUCAUGCAUUUGCCACCUUCGUUGGAGUCUACUUUGCAGUGUUUUGCUUUGGAUGGUACUCUUUGCACAUAUUCACAUUGGUACUCCUGUGCUACUGCAUCAUGGUUACAGCAAGUGUUACAAAUGUACACAGGUACUCAUUCAUAAUGGCUAUGGGCUACCUCACACUGUGCCAGAUUAACAGAGUGUACAUAUUUAACUAUGGCAUUUUAGCCACUGAUUUUUCUGGACCUCUAAUGAUUAUUACUCAGAAGAUCACUACCUUGGCUUUCCAGUUGCAUGAUGGGUUGGGAAGGAGUUUUAAAGCACUCACCAAAGAUCAACAACAGUAUUCUAUAAAAAAGAAACCCUCAUUCUUGGAAUACUUGAGCUAUCACCUCAAUUUUAUGAGUGUUCUUGCUGGACCAUGCAGCAAUUUUCAGGAUUAUAUUGCAUUCAUCGAAGGGCGACAUAUCCAAUUAAAGCUUCUCAACUCAAAAGGGAAUGGAUACACUAAACUUUCAAAUCCAUCUCCAAAUGAAGCAGUUUUAUACAAGCUGUUUGUUACUGCAGCAUCUCUUGUUGUUUUUGUGACAUUUACCAAGGCCUUUCCAAUUUUGUAUGUAGUUGAUGAAACAUUUAUGAGAAAAGCCUCAUUCUUGAAAAGGUUGGGUUAUCUGUACAUUGCAACCCAGGCCUGCAAGCCAAAGUAUUACUUUGCAUGGACGUUAGCUGAUGCAGUUAACAAUGCUGCUGGUUAUGGUUUUAAUGGAGUGGAUGAUAAGGGCAAGUUUCGCUGGGAUCUGAUUUCCAAUUUGAAUAUCUGGAACAUUGAGACUGCUACCAGUUUUAAAAUGUACAUAGACAACUGGAAUAUUCAGACUGCAGCUUGGUUAAAGAGGGUUUGUUAUGACAGGGCUCCCAAGUACCGGACAGCCCUAACAUUUAUUUUGUCUGGGGUGUGGCACGGUGUUUAUCCAGGAUAUUAUUUCACUUUUGUUACAGCAAUUCCUGUUAUGCUUUCUGCAAGAGCGAUGAGAAAUAAUUUUCGGCAUUUCUUCACAACCUCAACAUCAUGGAAAUUUCUGUACGACAUAGUAACCUGGAUUGCAACACAGCUGGCAAUCUGCUACACCGUUGCCCCAUUUGUUUUGCUGUCAGUAGGACCAUCCAUUCAACUGUACAGGUCAUUGUAUUUCUACCUGCAUAUUGUAUGCUUGCUUGCACUCAUUAUUUUGCCAACAAAGCUCAAUGGAAGAGUAUUCUUCAAAGGCCAUGAACCCAAUGAAAUAAAGCAUUCAGAGGAGAAGCAACAUUCAGCAGAUCAUGUAAAGAAUCACAUGAGCUGAAUCAGGCCAAAGCUGGGAAAAAGAUGGCCAAAUAUAUAUCGCUAACUGCUUGAAAUGGCGUUACAUUAUUUUAAGUGGUUUCUCUUAUUUUUACAAAUAUUUUAUACUAAUGAACUUGCUUCCAAUCCUGUAGGACAGAUGUAGUGAAGGAUUCUCAGGAAAUACAUUCCAAGGUCGUGUAAAAGCACUGAUUGACACUAGCAGUUUAUCCAUACAUGGACCUACGGUAUAAGUAGUAAAAGCACAAGAAUUCCAAUAGCCUCUCACUAUGUUACAGGAUAUGUAAAGUGGUGGAAAAACACACCAGAACUCUUGCUCCUAUUUAUCUAAUUAUUUGCAAUAUUUUUAUUAAAAGGCUUCUUCACGAUUUCACCACUCUAAGAUAUUAGUGUGGUGUUGCUAAAAUUCUUCAUUGAAAUUAAAGGAAAGUCUUACAUUAACAACAGGCAGGCCAAUGGAGGCAAAUAGGCAUCCCCCGUCCCACCCCUAACCUACCUUGUAAGUACAAGGCUGCAUUGUGCCUGCCAGAGCUGUGCUCUUCACGUUGUGCAGGGUUUUUUAACCAAAACAGGAUUCUGAAUAAAGCGCUACAUGCAACAGAAGUGCUUGGUGAAUGAGCAGUAAGGGACGCUCUUGCACUUUUGUUCUGUGCUUUUGUACCCCUAUUAGACCCCUAGAAAAUUUUCAUUUACUUAACUGAGGCUUGCAUUGUCACAGCUCAUAUUUAUAUAGAAAUGCAAAUUUGCAAGAAGGAAUGUUUAGUAUACAUAAUGAUAUACAGUAUGUCUGACAUUUACACUAUUUAAAAACACACACUUACACACUGUUGACACAUGAAGGAACAUGUACAUGUUUGUGACUUUUAUGUAUGUUUUAGGAAUUAAACAACAGUAAAUUAUAUAUAAAUGACAAAUUUUAAAAAUAAAUACCUUUUUCUAUUUUAUUGUUCAUGAUGUCCAGCACACAUAUCUAAUAAUUUGGUAACAUGACAUUAUUAAACCAGUUGCUAUUUGCUAAUAACAGUGGCCAGUAAGAACUGAUUUGUGCCAAAGAUACAAUGCCGGUACUUGUCUUGGUCCGUUUUAGCAUGCAGUUUGUUAGGUUCAGUUGCAUGAGUAGGUGCAAUCUGCAGAGGGACCCCAAUCUUUGUAAUAGGAACUGAAGGAAGAAUUGGAAUCCAGGGCUCCCUUGUUCUUUGGAUAUGAUUUAGCAAAUUACAAUUAAACAACAUUUUGAUGCAAAUGGCAAAAGUAAUUUUUAGUGGUAUUUUAAGGGUAACUAAACCCAGCUAUAAAGCUGUCCCAGAGUGCCCCAUAGUUCUCUGUAGAUGAUGAGAAAAAAAUUAUUUACACAGGAAACCAAUUCAACAAUGAGAUCCAACUGACCAAACACUUAAUUACAGAUGCAAGAGAAUCAACCAAUAAGAAUGCUGAUACCCAGCACUAUUUCAUCCAUCAUGCUCUUUUCUUACAUAUAGAGAUUAUUAUGCCACUUUGGGGGCAUUAUAUUUCACUGGAAUCAAACAUAGGAAGGAAGGACAGACUUCAGUGUAGGCACAGAGACCAUGGAGUCAGUUUUGCAGAGGUCAGUUGGGAAUCUCAUUGGAGGAUUUCUUUGAUGUUAAUGCUGCCGCAAUACCUGGAGGGCUGGGGAUAAGAUGUAUUGAGCAAUAUUGCUUUAAGAAUACAACCCCGAUGUUGCUGGACUACAGCUCCCAGCAUGCCUUAACCUUUAUAAUUUGUUGAAGUAUGCUAGGAUUUAUAGUCCAGCAUAAUUUAACAGUGCAUCCACACGUAGUCCAGUAAAGUGUGGUAGAUCAGUGCCGUGCAGCAGGGUUUAGUGUCCCUUUUACAGCAAAGUAGCAGCUUUUGCUCUUCACGCUUGCGUUCUAAACAAACCUUGCCAACAGUAUGGUGGCUAAAGAGCAGCAUGAUUGCCAGGCCAAGGAUUAAAAAUGGUAUUUAGUGUUAGCAGGGUUGGACUGGGGGGCGCCUUUGCGAAUGCACGCACAUGUACUGUGAGAGCUGGUUACAGAAGGAAGACCUUUAGAUGCGCACUGUGAGACCCGGUCUCAGCAGGAAGAACUUAAGGUGUGCACACGCAACUACAAAGUGAAGUUAUGAGCUCAUAAAAAAUUAUAUUUUAUUGAUUCAUCUCACUUACUGAGUUUCCUUGUGUCCAUGAACUUAAGGUCUACAUUUUAGAAAACCCAUAGCUAACAAUCCCAAAAAAAAAAUCACAAAACCAUUCAGUAAACUAUUGCUUAACUAACCGUUAUGAGAGCUGACAAUCCCAGAGGAAUUGCUUGGUAAGCAUGGCAUCCCAUGGCACCUUUUAGUGUUCUGCAUAACAACUGUUUAAUACAACUGGUUAUUUUGUCUCAUAUUAAUGAGUUGGUGAAAAUGCUUUGUGUUUGUUGCUGAAGCACAACAUUUACACACUCAGUUGCCAGUAACUGCGUUAUUGUACAUACAUGGAUACUGUGGGAUGUGGUAAAAAUAAUUUAUACAGAAAUAAAAUUGAAUAUUUGCAAAGAAAUAUUGCUUAUCUAUUUUAACAUUGUGCCUGUAAAUCUGCCGCCAUCUAAUUUCACACUAGAGCUUUAGUAUAGUGAAUGAGGCAUAGAGUACUUUAGCAAAGUAUUCAAACCCUUGAGCUAUUCUCUUGUUUUACCUAAUGAGAAAUACUCAGCCAAAUUGUUGUUCUCGGUCAUCGUUUUUAUUUCAAAGCACAGCAACUCAGUUUUUUAUGUGAGAUUGUUUUUCAUGUUAGAAAGAAUUAUACUUGAAGAUGCUGUUUGCAUAAGUAUUCAGUCCCAGUGCAUUUGCAGUGACAAUGCCUGCAGCCAGCGACACAUCACCUUAAGGGCAAUCCAGGCAGUCUCCCAGACAAUAUUCCCUCUAAACUGUGCUUUCAUGCGUGAUCACAGAAAUUUUAAGGCCAGUGCACACAACAAAUUGUGGUGUGCACAAAGAAUUUUGUGUGAAAACACAAAAUCUUGCAUUCUGAAUGCACACACAAUAAUUAUAAGGAAUUAGAGGGAACAAUGCUCCCAGGCCCCAUAGAUUGUAGGAGUCCCAGCAGCAGAGGCAGAACUGGGGGUGGAUAUGGGGUCCUUUGAGGUACUGUCCAAGGCCUUUGCAGAACUUAAUCCACGCCUGCAGCAUUCUGACCUGAGUGGCUUUCACAUUAGCUGGUGUGACUACAGGCAAGUGGGACCCAAUAUUUUAUUUCCAGCCCUUGGCACAGCCAUAACUGCCUGCUCCCCAAUUAUUAUUAAUAUUUCACUCAUAACCUCUUUUCAGUAAUACAUCAAAGCAUCCACAAAGCAAAAAAUAUGUUUUAAAUAUGUGUACUACAGUACUUUGUUCUUUGUAAACUACAUUUACUGUAUGUUAGACUCACAAAUAUUUGGUCAAAUAUUUUAUUGAACAUAAAAAUGGCUUAAGCUGUUUGUGGUUAUACUGUAUUCCCAAGGUUAGACAAUGAUGUAAUCUGCGCAUUGCAGGCCGUCAGCCUCUGGAUAUUAUUACUGUUGGGGAUAAUGUCCAUGUUUUGUAGGAAAAAGUGAGUAACGGAACUAUUAACUGGAGAAAGUAUUUUGUAACCGUGCUAAACAGUGACACCUAGUGCUCAACAGUCAGAUACUGUGUCGAUAAUAAAUGCAGUACUUUUAUCAGAGGUGUUUUAACAAAAAAAAAUGUUCAGCAUACUAUGGUCUGGUAAAUUACCACUCAUCUUUGCUGGCUAAGAUGGCAGACCCUUUUCCCCUGUGUUUCCCUUAAAUGUUUGGUGACUACAAUGUUUAGAAAUCUGAUUUUUCUUCCACCCCGUGCAGCUAUAUGACAACAGAAUAAAUACAGGAUAACUCAAGAAAUCUUAAGGGAGACUUGAUUCUACCUAAAGAUACAUUGGAAGAGUCACAUAGAGUUAUAGACUAAUGAUUCAUAAGCGUUGUUUAUAUGUUGU
Xenopus laevis (African clawed frog) is the source of this 6124-nucleotide messenger RNA. RefSeq names its product membrane bound O-acyltransferase domain containing 1 S homeolog (gene mboat1.S). The transcript has 13 exons. Bases 644 to 2155 code for a protein of 503 amino acids. The record is from RefSeq and is a predicted model, not a curated record. Gene Ontology annotation, cellular component: endoplasmic reticulum membrane; membrane. Gene Ontology annotation, biological process: lipid modification. Lineage: Eukaryota; Metazoa; Chordata; Amphibia; Anura; Pipidae. Gene Ontology annotation, molecular function: acyltransferase activity, transferring groups other than amino-acyl groups; acyltransferase activity.